This is a messenger RNA of Oppiella nova, 1233 nucleotides long. NCBI's taxonomy places the organism in Eukaryota, Metazoa, Arthropoda, Arachnida, Sarcoptiformes, Oppiidae. The record is from the annotation of a GenBank genome assembly.
UACGGUUUGGGAUCUAAUUAUUACGGAUCUCUUGGUUUGGGUGACAAUCGAUAUGUCAAUGAAAUCCAAGUGAUCGACAGAUUGUGUCACAAGAAUAUCACACAAUACUUCAAUGGACUAGACUUUGUGUUAGGUCUCACUCAACACAACUGUCUCUAUGGUUGGGGUUGUAAAGGAAAGGGACAGUUAGGUAUCGCGGCCAUGAGGAAUGAUGUCUUAUACGUAGAUCCAGAACUUAUUGAUCUCAAUUGUGGUAAUUUUCACACAAUGAUUCUCACGAGUGAUUGCUGUGUCUAUGUAUGGGGUGAUAAUAUGUACGGACAGUUAGGUUGUGGACCAGACAGUGAUAUACGAAAAGGGGACACAUAUCGAGUGAAUUUCAAUCCUAAUCACGAAAUUAAGAGCAUUUAUUGUUGUUAUUACUCUUCAUUUGGCAUCACAUCUGAGGGACAGGUGUAUAGUUGGGGACGAAAUAGUUUCUAUAAUUUGGGACACAAUUCAUCGGAUAAUAUAUGGGAACCACAACUCAUUGCAGACAUGACUGGGAUUAAGACUAUCUGUUCCGCUGGUGUUGUUUCCGAAGUGAAUGAAUACAAGUAUUUGUUCGAAGAGUUGCAUUCAUUAGGUUCGGGAGCUUUUGGGGAAGUAUUUGUUGCUAAAAAGAAAUUUGAUGGACAAGAAUUUGCGGUUAAGAAAAUAAAAUAUGAAGAUUACCAAAAUUUGUUUGAAUGUUACGAAGAAAUGCAAAAUUUGAUAAAAGUUAGGUCAGAAUAUUGUGUUCAAUAUAUGGGUCAAUGGUCUGAAGACGGUGUGUAUUACAUUCAAACGGAGUUGUGUUCCAAUAGUCUUGAGAAUAUUCUUCAACAUAAACCACAAGUAUUUGGUCGACAACCGGAAGAACCCAUGAAUUCAAUCGAGUUUUACAUUUCGUGUCAUAUAUUCAAAGAGAUCUUAGAAUGCGUUCAAUAUUUACAUGAAUUGAAUCCUCCGGUCAUUCAUAGAGACCUCAAACCCGACAAUAUAUUAGUGGCGAAGACUGUAAGAAAUGGCAGGUAUUUAAAAGUUGCUGACUUUGGGUUGGCGUCAUUCCAAUCCAGGUCAUCUGGAAGUCAUACCACAGGAGUAGGAACUCUUCAAUACAUGGCACCGGAAGUUAGACUGCAAACUAAAUAUACACCGAAAGCAGAUAUUUAUAGCCUAGCAUUCCCCGGAAUUAAGUAUUUACUCGGGAUA